This is a messenger RNA of Hyla sarda, 4083 nucleotides long. RefSeq names its product nuclear envelope integral membrane protein 1 (gene NEMP1). The record is from RefSeq and is a predicted model, not a curated record. Lineage: Eukaryota; Metazoa; Chordata; Amphibia; Anura; Hylidae. Gene Ontology annotation, cellular component: nuclear envelope.
AGCCGCCCCGAUCACAUGACCGCGACGUCAUCAAGCAGCUUCCAAACUUCGAGAGACUGGCAGCCGGCGGACAGGAAGUGUUUGCGGUUCACGCCUCGGCUGGAUGACACUUUUAAGUCAGUGGUUAUGGCGGGAGAAGUGACUGGAUGUGGAGUGAUGAGGGCGGCGGUGACCGUGCUGCUAUUGGCUCUAGUAAUGUGUGCGGCGGCAGCAGAAACCAAAGUUCAAGUUAUCCAACUGGUAGAAGGAAAGUCUGGCACUUAUAAUACAUCACAGAAUUUCUGCUAUAAGAAAUCAUAUGAACCAAAGUGGUUUGAUGUCUGGACUAAAGUGCAGAUUCGGGUAAACAGUACCACAAUGAUCGGAGUGACGCAGGUGGAUAGCGAGGAGAAGCUAAAGGAAUUGGAAGGCUUUACCUUCUAUGACUUCUUGUCUUUCUUUAAGGAGAAAUUAAAUGAUACCUACAUAAAUGUGGAUCUCCAGAGUGUUAAAACCUGCAUUAAUGUGCGUGUCAAUGAAGCAGACACGCGUUAUAGUGUCAUUCUGUCUAGAGGCUUUGAUCCGCUGCUCUUUGCCAUCUUCUUUAUCGGUCUCUUCUUGUUUUUCUAUGGAGACUCACUCAGUCGAAGUCAACUUUUUUACUAUGGUACAGGAAUGAGUGUGGGGAUGCUGGCCUCUAUACUGAUCCUUGUGUUCAUGCUCUCCAAGCUGCUGCCUAAGAAAAGCUCUUUCUAUAUGUUACUGGUCGGAGGUUGGUCCUUCUCACUUUAUAUCAUCCAGCUGGUGUUCAGGAACUUUCAGGGAAUCUGCACAGAGUAUUGGCAGUAUCUACUAGGGUAUCUGGGCAUUGUGGGCUUUAUCAGCUUUGCCGUCUGCUAUAAAUAUGGACCUUUGGAAAAUGAGCGAAGUAUAAACCUGCUGAACUGGACUCUACAACUGCUUGGAUUGCUGCUGAUGUACAUAGGCAUUCAAGUGCGGAACGUGGCACUGGUUAUGAUAGUGGUUGCGUUUUGCACCAAACAGAUUGAAUACCCAGUGCGAUGGGCACACAGCUUGUACAGGAUCAUUGCUAAAUCCAGAGAAAAGCCUGCGCCCCCUCGUCUACUGACAGAGGAAGAAUACAGGAAGCAAGGGGAAGAGGAAACUAGAAAAGCAUUAGAAAACUUGCGGGAAUACUGCAGUAGCCCUGAUUGUGAAGCCUGGAAAGUGAUUUCACGUAUCCAGUCCCCCAAAAGGUCAGAAUGUUCAAGGUCCAUGAAAUCUCUCACUGGAAAGAGAGAAGAGGAAGGGAGAACAUGGUUUGCUGACUUUGUGGAAGGUUCAUCUCACUUGACCCCAAAUGAAGCUUCUCUACAUGAACAUGAGUAUGGCAUUGGAGGAUCUUUUUUGGAGGAGGAGUUGUUUGGGGAUGAAGAGGAUUUAGACAUUGACAUUGACAAUGAUGAGUCUUCAUACUCUGAAUUUUACCCAGUAUCGGCUAAUAACAGGGUUAGGUCAUCACAUCUAUGAGUCUUCUAGAAGAUCUUGCUCAUAAGCCAUAAGAUUUCAAUCGCACUUCAUUUGUGCUCUUCCUGGCCGCACAGGUAUUUAAGCCAGCUACUUGACAGGGAUCUGGAGCUUUUGUCUCCACAACUUUUUAUGAACGACGUUUACCAAAAACUGUUUCUGUACAUCAACGUCCUUUAGUUUUCCUACAAACAAAACUGUGCACUUUUUAUGCAGCUAUGUAAACUCCAACCUACGGAAGGAACUAAAGUGAAGAGAUAAGGUAACUCCUGCCAGAGUAUAUUAACUCAUCCAUGUAUGGUCCUAAAGAAAACCUGAAUAUGCUGCCCCCACUGAGGGUAGCAUAAUAUAGUGACAGACAUGCUAUUUCCAGCAGUCUUUCAUAUGCAGAUACAUAGUACAUGUUGCAGUAUGCGCCCAUUGCAGCAAGUGAUGAAUCUGACGUAUUCAGACUCUACUGUACAUACAGUAGAAACAGCAUGCCUGUCUAUUUUAUGCUGCCCUCAGCAACAGCAGCAUGUCCUGUCUGUAAGGUUCCCUUUAAAAACACAGCGUCCCCCGUUUUGUCAGUCACAUAUGUAUGUUUUUAUGCACCAAUUAUUUGUUUGUUUGCUGCUUUGUUUGUCAUAAUUCUAUGCAAAAUAUUGUCUCUACAUGUGCUUUUUCUCACUCUUUUUAGUUUCUUUUGUCAAAUUUUUCUACUUCCCCAUAUAAUAAAACAGUAUUUCAGACACAAUUACAUUAUGUAACUGCAGUGUACCAGCCCUGUCCUAAUCUUAAUCUACUACUACAACUACUAUAGGAGUUUUUUUUUUUUUUUUUCUAAAGGGGAUGUUUGGUAAUGAAACUCUUUGUUUUUAAUCUGUCUAAACAAUGUUCAUAUGCUGGUAUAUAAAAAGUUAUUCAUACUAACCCUUUGUGGUCUUCAUGCUUUUCUUCUGCUUUUGAUGCAGACUCUCUGCUCUGUUGUCUUCAGCACAAUGUCCAGUCUGGUGAACAUGCUUUUAUGGGCUUUCCUUUCCUGUGUACAAGACACUCUAGCCAGGAAUUCAGCCAACUCUCUUCCUCACCUCCACUUUAACUAUACAUGACAUUGGCUGAAUUCCCAGCUAGAGAGCCCUGUACACAGGAAUAGGAAGUAAUUUACAGAAUGUACACCAGACAGUAUGUUAGGCUGGAGACAGCGGAGCAGAUAAUUGGCAUCAGGAGCAGAAGGAAAGAAAGGUAGUAAAUUAACUUUAUUUACUUAUAAAGGUUCAUUUUUUUAGACAGUUGAAAAUAGGUUUAAUUGUUAGAAAACCCCUUUACAAAAGUUUGCUGUAUGUAUGCAACAAUGUCACACAAUGGUCACUCAAUACCUCAACUGUGAAUUACAGUCAAAAUUAACUUUCUGAUGCUGAAUGACAUACAAGAACAAGUUUGAUGACUUUUUCUACAUUUAUCUUUUUUACUAUUUAUAAUUCUGGUUCAUUUUACUCCCCACAGUUCACAUAAGGGAAAUUCUUUUACUUUCCACAUUGAAUGUAACUUUAUAUAGAAACUAUUAUUUCCUUGGACAGCAAAACAAAAAUGUGUGAAGUAUAUUAAGCCAAAGAAUUAAGUUACUUACACACACACAGUGUAGUGGCAGUUUUUAUGUUUUAUUUAUUUCUUUUAUCAAAACAUAUCAGUGGAUACAAAUGAAGAAAUAUCAAUUAUUUUACUUUUUCCCUCUCUUCGGAUCUAUGUCUAGCUUUGGCCCAAAAAACUGCCGUGAAAACUGCCACUAAAACUUAUGAUUCCACCACUAGGGGACUUGAUUGUUGGUUUUCAAUGGAGAAGUGAGUUGCACUUUGGUGCUGCAUCAUCAGCUACAUAAACAGUGAACGGAGUAGUGGUGCACAUGUGCAACUUGCCACUCUGUUGGAAAUCAACUCAGGUCCCGGUUCUCAAGAUUGUUGGGGAUCCCGAUGGUCCGACCCCCUGCAAUUUGACACUCACUACCUAUCCUGUGGAUAAGGGCAUAAGUGAUAUAACUUGCAAUACCCCUUGAAGGUUUUUUGUUUUUCAAAAUAAGACUGUUCUAUCAUGAGACUUAGCCAAUAAUGUGUGAUGAUUGGAGGUUGGGACCAGUACCCAUCAGAACAGAGAGGAUGCAGGACUUUCUGUAACACCGCAGCCCAUUCUCUGUCCAUAUUCUUUGUGGCUUCAUCUGGUACUGCAGGUCGGCACCACUAAAGUUAUUGGUGUUAUACAAUCAUUCAUCAUAGGGUUGGGUACUUAAGUUAAAGAUAGGUCUUCUUUGUUAUUUCCCAGUAACUAAAGUUUAAAUGGCUGCUGUUAGAUUCAAAAACGUUUUAUAUGUUGUACAUCUCUGCAAAACAUUAACCUUUCUAAUAUACUUCAUAAGAAAAUUUUAUUUCCUUUUUAUAGAAAUAAUGGCUUUUUCCAUGCCUGUGGUUUAGCUUGGACAAAGUCCAGUAACUUGAGGGUGGGCUACCAUUGUCUGAUAGGACAGGAGGAGAGUGGAGAGCUAGCCCACCCUCCUUUACUGGUCUUUGUCCAUGCCUGUGCUUCAGCUUGGACAAAGCCAUGAUU